Molecule: messenger RNA, 372 nt
Organism: Racocetra persica
Lineage: Eukaryota; Fungi; Glomeromycota; Glomeromycetes; Diversisporales; Gigasporaceae
Source: the annotation of a GenBank genome assembly
AUGAUAGCUACAAAAGAAACUGCAAUCGAAUUUUGUACCAAAAGAAUUUCUCUCGCUAAUAUUAGACCAGAAAUUCUUGAUGAGAUCCAUAAAUUUCCCUUUACUCUUCAAAAACUUAUUGCAAAAGAAGUACAUGUCAUUGCAAAAAGACUAGAAGAAGGAAAGGGCUUACCAAAUCUUGCAAAAAAACUUUCAAAAAUAUUCGAGGAGAAGAGCAUAGAAGUAUAUCAAACUCAUGGUAUUGUAGAAAUACCUGUCAUUCAGGUGUUUGCAGCAAAUAAAAUAGCUGAAAAAAAUCAUUCAAAAAUAAAUGAAUUAUUUGAAAGAACCAGAGACUAUUACUACAAAUUGGCAGAGAAAAGAGUGUACGAA